Molecule: messenger RNA, 1425 nt
Organism: Stylonychia lemnae
Lineage: Eukaryota; Ciliophora; Spirotrichea; Sporadotrichida; Oxytrichidae
Source: the annotation of a GenBank genome assembly
AUGAGAUGCUAUAGAUCUCGAUCAACUCAAAGACAUAAGUAGUAAAAUUAAAAUAAUCUGACUAAAUUUUCAACUGGUUAAGAAUCUAAGAUUUAUCUACCCACAAAUGCUUAUGACGAUGACACGGAAUCAAAGACAGACAAUCAUUCACUUUAGAAUCAACAUAGAGAUGAUAACGCCUAUGCUAGUUUAAACAUACCCCUUGAACAAUAAUUCUAAAAGUAAGCAAGUUUAUUGUAAACUCUUGACUAUGGAGGAUAUGUUCCAAUUCUGAAAUAGUCGAAGACCAGUUUGAAUUCAAGAACUAAAGUAUUGAGAAAUAGAUCUAAUAAGUCUUCAAACUUUCAUACUGAUGGAGAUGAGAAUUACCUUUUCAAUAAGAUCAUUAACAAUACAUUUGAUUAGCAAUCUAGUUAAGUUAAUAAAACUAUUGAGAAUGCUAGAAGAGCUAGUAAACUGCUCUCUAUUGUUUAUGACUAGCCUAUAGCCUAUGAUUCAGUUCGAUAAGAUUUCAUCCUAAAGAAUUCUGAUUUUAAAUAGGCUUAAAUAUCUGCUUAGACUCAUAAUGAUGAGGCUACAUCGAUUUAGACUUAAAAAAACAAACGAAAUAUGGAUUUAAAGAUAUUAGACGAUGAGUAAAUGGAAUUAGAGGCAAAGUAGUAAUGCACAUAAAAUGCAUUAAAAUUCAAUAUGAUCAAAAGGCCUAAAACACCUAAUCGUAAUCCCACAUCCAGAAAUAAGUCGAUAAAUCUAUUAAAAAACAGCAAAAAGGCUAGAAAUAAAGAUAUAUUAUUAAACCAAGAUUAUAUUGAUUCAGAGUAAUUUAAGACAUUCAUCGAGUAUAAAUAAGAUAAGAAUGAAUUCCGGAAACCUAAUAAAAUUUUCAGUUAAAAAUUAGGUCAACUCAAUCCUUUGCAGAGUAGCAAUCGAAUUUAAACAGCAAAUAAUUCGAAUCUAAAUGAUUACCUAUCCUUUAUCAAUAAAAGAUCAAGCAUUAAUUUAAGAUAAAUUAAUGUUCCAUCUAAUAAAAAGAAUAAACGAUUUGUGAACCAAGGUCAUAAUCGAACUGACUAAGCCUUUAACACUGUAGAAACAAAUAAUUAUAUACAGAACAGUAGUAAAAGCAUAUUUGACAUUCCUAACUAUGAUCUAGAUAUUAAGUAGUAGGAGUUAGAAGAUUUGAAGGUAAAAAGAGAUGACUUGAAGUUUAAUAAUUAUUAGAAUAAGAUAGAGCGUAUUAAUCACAUCAAGGACUACCUUUGGGACCAUAGAAACAUACUCAAAAAAGAUCAGAUCAUGCGACUAGCAAUAUUGAUAGAUAGGAUGAGCAAGAAUAUAGAAUUAAUUGAGAAUAACAGAGACGUGCUCGGGGGAAAGAAGCAAAAUAGAGCCCUUGUCAAGUAGUUGAUUAAUAGAUAGUUAUGA